UAUGUGUUUCAAAAGAUAUACUCAGGCCACUUCCGGUACAAUUUUCGAUGGUGAGGUGCCCUUGUCCCGGAAGUUGCGUCAGAUGCGAAGCUCUUCGAAUUUGUCCCUCGUUUCCUUACGUUCAAACUUCCAUUUCCGGAAGUUACGGAAGCACCAACCACGGAAACAUCGAAAAUUAUACAAAUAUUUAUCGGCCGGCUCCGCUUCGACCUGUCCCCAGAGUUCCGAUAACGUCUACUACCUCGACACCCACCAAUCAAUCAGAAUCCAAUACCAGAAGAAAGAGAUCGUGGUCGAGGGCUGUGUUCAGUUCUUUGCAACGAAAAGGAUUGGAGAGGAGAUUUUCCUUGCAAAAAUACAUCACGAAACCGGAUAGAAGGCAACUUGCCGCCACUCUUGGCCUUACGGAUGCACAAGUAAAAGUAUGGUUUCAAAACCGUCGAAUGAAAUGGCGACACACGAAAGAGAGCGAAAGCGCCCCUUUGUCGAAUCUUGAUUCUCAAAAGGAUUCGUCUAGGAAAUUAGGAAAGGAUAACGCAAAGAGUGAAAAGACUGCUUCGGAGGACGAGGAGGACAUCGAGAUCGAGGUUGAUGUGUGAACAUUGAAAAUGUACAUUGACGAUAUUUGACCCGGUCUAGUUUUCUAAUUUACUGUAACACGAUAUAUUCGUAUAUGUUAAAUAAAAUUUAUAUACGUGAA
Molecule: messenger RNA, 700 nt
Organism: Apis dorsata (giant honeybee)
Lineage: Eukaryota; Metazoa; Arthropoda; Insecta; Hymenoptera; Apidae
Product: H2.0-like homeobox protein
Exons: 3
Biological process (GO): regulation of DNA-templated transcription
Molecular function (GO): sequence-specific DNA binding; DNA-binding transcription factor activity, RNA polymerase II-specific
Source: RefSeq, a predicted model, not a curated record